UUCAGGACCUGAAGGGUCUUGGUUACGAAAAAGGGAAACCGGUUGGUUUGGUGGGGGUGACGGAGCUCUCUGAAGCCCAGAAGAAGCAGCUGAAGGAGCAGCAGGAGAUGCAGCAGAUGUACGACAUGAUCAUGAAGCACAAACAGGCCAUACAGGAGAUGCAGAUAAUGUGGGAGAAGGCAAUCCAGCAGCACGAACACGGCUACGACAGCGACGAAGAGGUGGACAGUGAGCUGGGAACGUGGGAGCACCAGCUUCGACGCAUGGAGAUGGACAAGACGCGAGAGUGGGCUGAGCAGCUGACCCAGAUGGGCAGAGGGAAACAUUUCAUCGGAGACUUCCUGCCCCCUGACGAGCUGGAGAAAUUCAUGGAGACAUUCAAGGCAUUGAAGGAAGGACGCGAGCCGGAUUAUUCGGAAUACAAGGAGUUCAGACUGACUGUGGAAAACAUAGGUUACCAAAUGCUUAUGAAGAUGGGCUGGAAGGAAGGCGAGGGGCUUGGCUCGGAGGGACAGGGGAUUAAAAACCCCGUGAGCAAGGGGACUACGACUGUGGAUGGAGCUGGUUUCGGCAUCGACCGUCCCGCCGAGCUGACCAAGGAGGAUGAUGAGUACGAGGCGUUCCGCAAACGAAUGAUGCUCGCCUACCGCUUCCGGCCAAAUCCCUUGAACAAUCCGCGACGACCUUACUACUGA
Eurypyga helias (sunbittern) is the source of this 695-nucleotide messenger RNA. RefSeq names its product SURP and G-patch domain-containing protein 1. Lineage: Eukaryota; Metazoa; Chordata; Aves; Eurypygiformes; Eurypygidae. Gene Ontology annotation, molecular function: RNA binding. The annotation marks the transcript as partial. Gene Ontology annotation, cellular component: nucleoplasm. The transcript is spliced from 6 exons. The record is from RefSeq and is a predicted model, not a curated record.